Chenopodium quinoa (quinoa) is the source of this 807-nucleotide messenger RNA. RefSeq lists its product as uncharacterized. Gene Ontology annotation, biological process: DNA integration. The coding region runs from base 1 to 807 and encodes 268 amino acids. The transcript has a single exon. NCBI's taxonomy places the organism in Eukaryota, Viridiplantae, Streptophyta, Magnoliopsida, Caryophyllales, Amaranthaceae. The record is from RefSeq and is a predicted model, not a curated record. Gene Ontology annotation, molecular function: nucleic acid binding.
AUGGACAUUUUAGGACCAUACACACCAGCGUCCGGCCAAAGGCGGUAUGUGUUUGUAGCAGUAGACUACUUCACAAAAUGGGUAGAGGCCGAGGCCGUCCGGGGCAUCAAAUGGACGGAUGUUUCCGCCUUCAUAUGGAAGAGUAUUAUUACCUGCUUUGGCAUCCCUCAGUCUAUGGUGUUUGACAAUGGACCUCAGUUCGAAACGCCUCAACUAAAAGAAUGGUUGGAAGACCAAGGCAUAGCUCACUACUUUGCCUCAGUCGGCCGCCCACAGUCAAAUGGUCAGGUAGAGGCAUACAACAAAUUGAUCUCCAAUGGAAUUAAGCGCAAGCUUGAAAGAGCAGGCGGCUUAUGGGCUGAUGAGUUAGUCAAUGUGCUGUGGUCCAUACGAACCACGACCAAGAGUUCCACAGGGGAAACUCCCUUCUUCUUAGUCUAUGGUGCCGAGGCGGUCCUUCCAAUUGAAAUGUAUGAGCCCACCCUUAGGGUAAUGCUAUAUGAUGAAGCGGCCAAUUGGGAAGCCAUGAAGACCGCCCUAGACUUCCUUCCUGAAGUCAGGGGCAACGCGGCACUUAGACACGAAAUCUAUCGUCUACGGAUGACAUGGGCGUACAAUCGCCGAGUGUCUAAGCGGCCGAUGAAGUUGGGAGAUCUGGUCCUAAGAAAGAUGGAGGCUGUGGGACGAGCAAAUGAGGAUGGGAAGAUGACCCCAAAUUGGGAAGGGCCGUAUCGAGUCAGGGAAGAGGUCCGAGAUGGGACUUACCGUCUCGAAGCCAUGAACGGCCGACCCAUUCCGCGUACUUAG